Argiope bruennichi is the source of this 977-nucleotide messenger RNA. RefSeq names its product somatomedin-B and thrombospondin type-1 domain-containing protein-like. The coding region runs from base 48 to 869 and encodes 273 amino acids. NCBI's taxonomy places the organism in Eukaryota, Metazoa, Arthropoda, Arachnida, Araneae, Araneidae. The transcript has 4 exons. The record is from RefSeq and is a predicted model, not a curated record.
AUUCCUUGAGGAAGAGAGCGUCGCCAGUCCUGUCCUGGAGAGCAGUGAUGGCGGUGCGUCUGUGGGUCUUUGUUUGGAUUCUCGUGCUCGGCCGGGCCCUGGGGAACUCAAGGGGUUCAUGUCGAGAAGCCGAAAUGUGCUGCUCGGGGAGGGAUGGGAGCUGCUUGGUGCAGCCUCUCUCCAUCGACCAGGGAAGACCCUGCUACUGUGACCAUGCAUGCCUUAGAGUUGGGGACUGCUGUCAUGAUUUUCAAGAAGUGUGUGGAGCUCUAGAUUGCCAGGUGUCUGAAUGGGGACCAUGGUCUGAGUGCAGCGCGAGUUGUGGCACCGGCACUAUGACCAGAAAGCGUCACGUGCUCGCUAAUGCCAAGAACGGAGGACGCAACUGCCCCGAGCUGUUGCAGAAAAGGAGCUGCUUCGGAGCCCACUGCGAGUCCAGAACCAGUGUCAAGGCCAACAGAGAAAUCGCAAUGAUCUUGCCGGCGACCUACGGAAGCAUCCGGCACUUGAAUGCCACUCAAGAUAUCCGCACCAACUUGCGCCUGAAAUACAAAAAGGAUCCGGAGGAGGAAAACAGCAAAGAGUACUGCGUGGUUUUCGAAGUUACCAAAUCCAAGAAGACGUGCGAGAGCCUGGGCAACGCAGUGUCUUCGGUGCUUGAGGUGGGGUCUAGAACAUGCGUAUCCUGUGAGAUGGCAGCCAUGAGAAAACACCUCGGUUAUAGAUGCCAGGGUCACGGGGUAGAGAACAAGCCAACCCGAUUCACAUACCUUGCCUUCCCCCAGUGUCACGGACGAUGGAAGAGGGUAGAAGUGUCCGAAAAAUGCUCCUGUCAUUCCGAGGGAAAAGCUGACUUCAUUUUUGUAUAAAUCUUCACUGUUUUUUUUGUAUAUUUUUGUAUAAAUCCUCUUAAGCAGUAAUUUUGACAAGCAUUGGCAUAUAAUUGGAAUAAUAAAACUUAAAAAUACGACUCUGGA